UUCCGGUAUCGCCACCUUCUUUGUCUCCGGCCCAACAUUUCGACACCGGGAGUUGUCUAUUUUCCUUUAAGUUUAUAGGAUAUAUUUACACAUAUAUCCCUAGUUUUCUGAUAUUGAAUGACAGUCGACUCUGAAAUAUUUAUGCCUAAAAAUAAAGCGCCAAAAAUGGAUGACCUGGACUACAUCCCAGUAGACCUGAGCCCAGAGGAGCGCUCUGAGCUGGAGGACAUCCGCAGGAGGAAGGGCGUCCUGCUGCAGGAGAUCCAGCGGCUGAGAGAGGAAUUAAGAGAGGCAAUUAUGGAGGUGGAAGGACUGGAGACCAGCACUGAGGGCAGUAAAACACUACAGAAAAGUAGGCAUGUGGCAAUGGGAAGGAAGAAAUUCAACAUGGACCCCAAAAAGGGCAUUGUGUUUCUGGUGGAGAAUGAGCUGCUCAGACACACUUCAGAAGACAUUGCUCAGUUCCUAUACAAAGGAGAGGGCCUCAACAAGACUGCUAUAGGAGAUUACCUUGGAGAAAGGGACGACUUUAACAUCAAAGUUCUUCAGGCCUUCGUUGACCUCCAUGAGUUCACUGAUCUCAACCUCGUACAGGCCCUCAGACAGUUCCUGUGGAGUUUCCGUUUGCCUGGUGAAGCCCAGAAGAUCGACAGAAUGAUGGAGGCCUUUGCUCAGAGAUACUGCCACUGCAACCCCGGCGUCUUCCAAAGCACUGACACAUGUUACGUGCUGUCAUUUGCCAUCAUUAUGCUGAACACAAGCCUCCAUAACCCAAAUGUGAGGGACAAACCUGGAGUGGACCGUUUCAUCUCGAUGAACCGGGGCAUCAACGAGGGGGGCGACCUGCCGGAGGACCUGCUCAGAAAUCUCUACGACAGCAUUAAAAAUGAGCCCUUCAAGAUCCCAGAGGACGACGGGAAUGACCUGACGCACACCUUCUUCAACCCGGACAGAGAGGGCUGGCUUCUUAAACUUGGGGGACGAGUGAAAACCUGGAAACGGCGAUGGUUCAUUCUCACAGACAACUGCCUUUAUUACUUUGAAUAUACCACAGAUAAGGAGCCUCGAGGAAUCAUUCCUUUGGAAAAUCUUAGCAUCCGUGAGGUAGAAGACCCACGGAAACCUAACUGCUUUGAGCUGUACAUCCCCAACAACCGUGGUCAGCUGAUUAAGGCGUGUAAGACGGAGGCUGAUGGGAGAGUAGUGGAAGGAAACCACAUGGUGUACCGUAUCUCUGCCCCCACACCUGAGGAGAAGGACGAAUGGAUUCACAGCAUCAAGUCUGCUGUCAGCGUUGAUCCCUUCUACGAAAUGCUUGCUGCCAGGAAGAAACGUAUAUCACUUAAGAAGAAGGAGGAACAACCGUAGAUGAUUCCCUUUCUUCUCUCCCUGUCUUCCUUUGUUUUUCUCACCUCUCCUUCCAACACUGGGCACAUUUUUUCAUCGCUGCUCCUUACUACCUGUUCAUAAGUUUUAUUACCACCCAUCCUCCAUCCCCAAACACAUCCUCUCCCCAACAUGAAGACCCCUUGCUAUCCUGUCCACCAGACUCUUGAAAGCCACAUUCAGAGUGAAGAGCUCACCCGCUGUGGCUGCCUCUUAUUAUCUUACACUACCGCUGUUAUAUACAGACUGACACACUACAGCCAGAGCACACCAUCUAUCGCGUCUUCUCACCACAUUCCUCUCACGUUCAGCAUUUAAGAGAACAGGUCUGCUGACUAGCGUGACUUAGACCAUAUUCCUACUAAUGUUGGUGAUCUCAAAAAAAUCCACACUUAGCUAGCUUUUCAAGCUUGCUUGACAAAUGUUCAAACACAUGGAAAAUGGAGGAUUCAAAAACACUACAAUUGUAGUUAUCCUGAGCAUCUUAAUUCUUUUGCAAGAAUCUUCCUUUUUUCUUCCUACUUCCAUCUUCAGAGUUGCUCAGUAAACCAAAAACGGCAGUUAUUUGGCAGAUGUACUCAAGCCUGCUGGCUGAAGCAGCGUGUGCAUGUUUGAUAGGAGACAUUUUUUAUUCCUCUAUUUUUCUGGUUUUUCAAUAUGUACGGCUUUUAGACAACUGGGUAAAAAUGUUAGUGUGGAAAUAUUUUUGAUAUCCAUCUGCAUUAGUGUGAACAUGGUCUUAUUCAGGGUAGCAAGCAGCUCCAGUACUCGUUAAGUCACAUUUAUUGAUGCAGAUUAAAAGAGAAAUUGCCUUUUUUUUUUUUUUUUUUGAUUGUGCUUACCCCAGACAAAAUGUGAAUUCACUACUCAAACACUAACACAAUGUUUAUCAGAAUCAGUUUAAGUCAAAGAUGCAAGCAAAGCAAACGAUUUCAGGUUACUGAGAUGCACCCAUUGCUUCCUGUAGUACUCUUAAUGGCUUAGAGGCACAUUACUACACUUAGAUACCAUGAUAUAAGGAAAAUGUCACUGUUUGUUACUGUUUACAUUUACACAAGAUUUAAAUCACCAAGUUACUGUUGAUCUUCGACUAUGGCCAGAUUUCUCUCCUUCCAGAUAGCUGCUUGUUUCAGCUCACUGAGACAACUUAAAUGUUUUUCAGCAUGUUUUUUAACAUGUUUGAGCAAUAGCAGAGAAAACCGUAGAUCCAGUCUAACACUAAGGGUCAUUGCGUCCUCUCAGAUGGAAUGUUCUAGCAUGCCACAAGUCAUUUACUUCUUACUCAGCAUCAGCAUCUCUCUCACAAGUAAUAACUCUGUCAGACAUUUAACUAGUCUGUCCUCUAUAGUGGGUUUCAAGAAAUCACAAAGGCAGCUCAUUACAAUGUAUACCCUUUUUUUGUAAAUAGAUGUUAGCAUAUUUGUUUGAUACACAUAGAAAUGAUUUAAUUUAUUCUUUCUUUUGUUAAAAUCUGAUUUUUGUACGAGCUACUGUAGGAUUGCAUGUCAAUCAGUCGUAGGUACUGAUGCAUCGCUGAUCAUGCUAUAGUGCACUGAUUUGAAAAGUUAGUGUUCCCUGUUGACUUUGAAAAAUUGCAUUUAAUAUGGAAAUAGAUAUAUGCAUAAAGUAAAUGGUCUUGAUCAUAGUGUUUAUGGAAAAUCAAGAUAUUUAGGAAAUGUUUAGUAUCUGUUGACCACCAUGGUGGAAAAAUAGAUUCUGUAAAGCACAAGUUGUAAUCAGUCUCACACAUGUUUUUGUUUCAUUGGCUACUCAGAAUCAAUUUGAAGUGUGAGGAAGAUAUCCAUAAGCUGAAAUUGGAAAUUUUUUAUCAUAUGCCACAGUGGUGCAAGAUGAAGAGCAUUGAAAACAUGGAACACUAACAAAGCUUUGAUUCAUUAUAUAAUAGUAAAAUUAUUCAGAUGUAAUGAAUCAUUAACAAGUUUAGAUUUGUGUCCAGUGAUAGAUUUGCUUGACAUCCAAUUCAUAAACUUAUUUCUAGUAGUUUAUUGGAUUGGCAUUUUUAGAUGGUAGUGAAAAUAAUUGUCUACUGCACUUUAUCAAUUUUAGCAUUUUGGAGAAAAUGCUGUUACUAUGACUGACAACUCUUUAGCACCCUCUAUUGGUGAUCUCACACACUGCAACAUGCUGAAGGAUGAACCAUGAACUACUAGUAGAAAUACUGUAUAACGCCACCUCCUGGUCACGGCCAGCUAUAGCAGUAACAGUUUCAGACUAACAUGUACUGCAUUUGUUGAGCUUCAUUUGUUCACCUUAUAAAUAUCAUGUUGUUUGAAGCUGAAUUGGGUCUCCUCUCUGAUUAGAACAUGCAGAACUUGUUUUAAAGACACAGCAAGUGAUGGGUCCUUCAAAUCCAGAUCUACGAUUGCCUUUUACUCCUACUUCAUCAUACUGAUAAAGGGCCUCACUUUAGAUCUCCAUGUUAGUGCUUCUAGAUGUAACAUGGACUGUAUGUAGGCCUUUCCUUUCUGGGUAUUCUUGAAGUGCAAAGUUGCCAAAAACAUGGUUGCGACAACAAAUAUAUCCAUUAGAACAAAAGAAUUAACAUUGAAGUGAUCAGACUGAAACUGGGCCUCUGAUUCCUGUGACCCCAGAGCAACCUCUUUCAGAAAAUGUGUUUAUUUUGUAAUUAUUUAUUUUUUAUUUACUGUGAGGUGAAGAUGGAUAGAUCAUCUGUAAAUGUAGCAAAAGGAAAACCACAAAACAUUGGUGCCAGUAAACUACUGUGUAACAAUAAAAGGUAAACAGAU
Molecule: messenger RNA, 4154 nt
Organism: Micropterus salmoides (largemouth bass)
Lineage: Eukaryota; Metazoa; Chordata; Actinopteri; Centrarchiformes; Centrarchidae
Gene: cyth2
Product: cytohesin 2
Exons: 12
Coding region: 118-1368 (416 amino acids)
Biological process (GO): regulation of ARF protein signal transduction
Molecular function (GO): guanyl-nucleotide exchange factor activity
Source: RefSeq, a predicted model, not a curated record